GACCCGUGCUGCUACCGUGUCGAGUCGUGUCGAGUCGAGUCGAGUCGAGUCGUGUCGAGUCGAGUCGAGUCGAGUCGAGUCGAGCUACAUGUGCGAUGGAAAAGCGGCAUGUUAGUUCGAUAUUUGAAAAGUCUGUUGGUUGUUAGUUAGUUAGUUAGUAAGGGCUUGUCUCCUGAUAUUGUCUCUAUUGAACCUCUCACUAGAUUCUCUCUGAGGCUUAAGGCUUUUCGAUCGUUUCUUCAAAUAGUAAUGUUAAUGUCUGUCUGUCUGUCUGCCGCCUGUCUGCCUGUCGGCCUGCCUGUCUGUGUGUCUGCUAAGAGAACUGCAGGACUGUGUUUUGGCGCCAUCUGCUGACAGAUUUUAAGCACUCAGCAAUGAGGUAGCAUGGAGUAUAAGUAGUUAACAAGUUUAUGCUUAGUUAGUAGUAGUAGUUGGUAAAGUAGAAAAAUAUUUGACUUUUUGAAUGGUGUUUUUUGAAUUUGAAAUUUGACUUUUAUCCGAUAAUGCCCGCUUUUUGUUCAGCUCUUCUUUGUGUUGUGUGUUUAUUAAUCAUACAAAUGUAAAAAGUGUUCACAAGGGUAACAGGGUAAAUGGAGACACCUUAGCAAUACCAAGUGACAUACGUUAUAAAUGUGUAUUGUGUGUGUGUGUGUGUGUGUGUGUGUGUGUGUGUGUGUGUGUGUGUGUGUGUGUGUGUGUGUGUGUGUGUGUGUGUGUGUGUGUGUGUGUGUGUGUGUGCAUGCGUCGUGCGUGCGCGAGCACGCGUCCUUUUGCGUGUGCGUGUGCGUGUGUGUGUGUGUGAGGCGGCCGCUGGUGUCCCGGGUCAGACUGGUGUUCUUCAUCUCUCAUCAUGGCGGAGAAGCCGAGCUGGCCGAUCACGAGGGACUCCUACGAGCUGGAGACAGUCAUCGGUCAGUAUCUGAUCAACUAGAACCAGAAGAGGGAGCGACUCUGAGGCCGGGGGGCCACGGCCGUGGUCCAGGCCGCUCUCUGCUCCCCCAGACGGGAACGCGUCGCCAUCAAGAGGAUCAACUUGGAGAAAUGUCAGACCAGCAUGGAGGAGCUGCUGAAGGAGAUCCAGGCCUGGAGUAGCUGCAGCAAUCCCAACGUGAAGGAGAUCCAGGCCUUGAGUGGCUGCAGCCAUCCCAAUGUGGUGAGCUACUUCACCUCCUUCGUGGUGAGAGACGAGCUGUGGCUGGUCAUGAGGCUGCUGGGAGGCGGGUCAAUGCUGGAUAUCAUCAAAGGCGCCAGCAAGGAGGAGCAGAGAAGCGGAGGGCUGGAUGAGCCGAUCAUUGCCACCAUAUUAAAAGAAGUCUUAGAAGGCCUGGACUACCUGCACAGACAUGGACAGAUACACAGGGACGUGAAGGCAGGAAACAUCUUGCUGGGAGAUGACGGUUCUGUUCAGAUUGCAGAUUUCGGAGUAAGUUCGUUUCUAGCCACAGGGGGCGACAUCUCCAGGAACAAAGUCCGGAAGACCUUCGUCGGAACGCCAUGCUGGAUGGCCCCCGAGGUCAUGGAGCAGGUACGAGGCUACGACUUCAAGGCUGACAUCUGGAGCUUCGGGAUCACAGCUAUCGAGCUGGCCACAGGCUGUGCUCCUUACCAUCAGUAUCCACCCAUGAAGGUCCUAAUGCUGACCCUGCAGAACGACCCUCCAAGCUUAGAGACCGGUGUCGAGGACAAGGAGCUGCUUAAGAAAUAUGGAAAAUCAUUUAGAAAGCUAAUAACUAUGUGCCUUCAAAAGGACCCCACCAAAAGGCCCACAGCAGCAGAACUUUUGAAGUGUAAAUUCUUUCAAAAAGCAAAGAACAGAGAGUAUCUGGUGGAGACACUCAUGAGUCAGGCCCCAAAGAUACAGAAACAGCGAGCCAAGAAGGUGAGGAGGCCCUCAGGCUCCAGCGGCCGUCUGCAGAAGAUGGCGGACGGGGCCUGGGAGUGGAGCGAAGAGCAGCCGGACACGGGCCCCCGGGAGGCGGGGGCGGGGGGCCUGAAUGACAGGAAAGCCAACAUGGUCCCAAUGGUCACGCGGACUCUUCAGCACCCCCAGGUGGAGCCCUUCCAGAACGACGCCUUCAUGGACGGUGUGGUUAACCUGGUCCUACGGCUGAGGAACGGCAGGAAGGAGUUGAACGACAUCCGUUUUGAAUUCAGCCCGGGCCGAGACACCUCGGAGGGCGUGUCCCAGGAGCUGUACUCCGCCGGAUUGGUCCACGGACAUGAUGUCAUGAUCGUGGCUGCUAACCUUCAGCGGAUGGUUGAUGACCCAAACACCUACAAAGUACUCACUUUUAAACUCGCCUCCAGCUGCGACGACUCAGAGACCCUGGAUGAGGUGAAGCUGACCGGCUUCGCCCAGCUGAGUGUCAUCUGACCACCGAACCCUCCCUUGGAACCCUAAGGGAGGGGGUCAGGGUUAGGAACGCACUGCCUCCCCUAAUCCUGACCCCUACCCUAACCAUAGCCCAGCCUAACCCUAACCAAGCCUUACAGAGACCAGGAGGGACCAGGAGGGACAGAGACCAGUAAGGACAGGGACCAGGAGGGACAGAGACCAGGUGGGACCAGGAGACAGAGACCAGGAGG
This is a messenger RNA of Gadus morhua (Atlantic cod), 2586 nucleotides long. RefSeq names its product serine threonine kinase 39 (gene stk39). Gene Ontology annotation, cellular component: cytosol; cytoplasm. The coding region runs from base 1055 to 2374 and encodes 439 amino acids. The record is from RefSeq and is a predicted model, not a curated record. NCBI's taxonomy places the organism in Eukaryota, Metazoa, Chordata, Actinopteri, Gadiformes, Gadidae. Gene Ontology annotation, molecular function: ATP binding; protein serine/threonine kinase activity. The transcript has 18 exons. Gene Ontology annotation, biological process: positive regulation of T cell chemotaxis; negative regulation of potassium ion transmembrane transporter activity; intracellular signal transduction.